Messenger RNA from Daucus carota subsp. sativus, 589 nucleotides. RefSeq lists its product as uncharacterized. The transcript has 2 exons. The record is from RefSeq and is a predicted model, not a curated record. Bases 69 to 305 code for a protein of 78 amino acids. NCBI's taxonomy places the organism in Eukaryota, Viridiplantae, Streptophyta, Magnoliopsida, Apiales, Apiaceae.
AAGAAACGGCCAGGUUUAUCAGCAGUUGUAGAACCAAGCAGCCAGACUCGUUUGUUUGAGAGAAAAAGAUGAACCCAAAGUCAGACAAGUUAGUGCGGAGAACAACAAUGGUGGCAACACUAACUGCUUCCUACUUCCUUCUUACUGCUGAUUAUGGCCCUGAACCCAAUGUUCUUGAUCCUAUAAAGGCGGCAAUAAAGUCAGCAGAGCAUUCUGUGAAAGAGUUUAUUUUUGGCCCUGAUAAAAGAAUUGAAGGAAGCGAGGCAGCGAAACCAAUACCCAACAAUGCAGAGAAACAUCCAUAGUGGGUCUAAUAAACGAUCUGUGUAGUGGCAGGGAGACGAUCAUCCUAAGUAUUUCACUUUACAAUUUCUGGAUUACAGUUUUUACUGCUGACUGGGCUGAAGGUACUGUUUUGUGGAAUCAAAAGAAUUGUAACUACAGCUGUCAUUAGUUUUUUUUACCAGUGUGUUUACUGUGUUUAUGCUUGUGAUGUUUAUGAAUAUAGGGACCGUUUGGCGUAGAUUAAACAAAUGCUUAUUGCUUAUAAAUGAAAGUUAGUUAUAAGUGAGAAAUAACUUUUAUUUUA